GGCACACAGCUGAUGGAGGAGCGGUGAGUACACAGCACGCUGGGGGAAGAGGCAGGAGCUUGGCUGCCGUGGAGCAGCACGGCAGAGCCAGAGCCAGAGCCACACCGCACCACCAAGCUUCUGCCCCUGCAGCGGAAAGCGGGGUGGAGAAGAGAGGCCAGGUCGGGCCGGGCCGGGCGCCCCCCCCGCGAACUCCUCCGCCCCCAUCUCCAGCAAUCCGGCCGCCCCCCCCCUUUUUUUUGCGUUUGCGGCGGCCUUGAUUAGGGUGUGCCUGGGCACAUCCGGCACACCCCGUGCGCAGGCCUAUGUCCCAGAAACUGUGACACUCAUCCCACCCGCAUGCAACGCUGACUAGGGAGAGCGGUCCGUGCGCGGUGGGGCUGUCUCUCCCUCUGGAUGGGAGGACUUGUGGCACCUUAGAGACUAACAAAUUUAUUAGAGCAUCAGCUUUCGUGAGCUACAGCUCACUUCAUCGGCUGCAGCGCAGGAGGAGACGCCUCGUCUCGGAGACCAGCAGGACGGCUUGAAAUGCCCAGAAAAGGCACUUUAGGCCGGCAGUGGAGAUUACGGGUCAGCCAGCGUAAUCUGGCAUAACGCCAUUGACAGCGCUUACACCAGAGCCGCAGCAGGGCUCGGAGCGUUCAGCGGGCCCCGGCUGGGGAUUCCACGCCGGCCGCCCGACCCUGGCGAGGCAGCCAGCGGCUGCCGAUUGGCUGCCGCGCCCUGUCGAAUCCGCUCCUCGCCGCCCGCCCCGCAAGGUCGCCUUGCGGCGCUCGGGUGCCGAUUGGUUCGGAACACGGUGGUCGUCAUAUAGGCAGAGAUCAGCCCAGCGCGUGGAGGCGUGGUUAGCUGCCCCUCCCGGGUGGGGAGGCGCGGCUCGGCUCGGCUCGGCUCGGCCGCUGUAGCUGAACGGUUGGCGCGCCUGUUUCGUGCGACCGCUCACCCUGCAGCUGAGGCGGGAUGCUGAGCCUGCUGGAGGUCGGCGGGUUCGUGCUGGAGCGGGUGGCCACGGGCAGCCCCCUCUCCCUGCUGCUGGUUGCCUCCGCCUUCGUGCUGAGCCUGGGCUACCUGCUGCGUCUGGGUUCCCGGCCCCAGCCGCGGCCCGGCGAAGGGAAACACCCACCUUAUAUUUCCUCUAAUAUCCCUUUUCUUGGACAUGCAAUAGCAUUUGGAAAAAGUCCUAUUGAAUUUUUAGAAAAUGCCUAUGAAAAGUAUGGGCCUGUGUUUAGCUUCACUAUGGUGGGCAAGACAUUUACCUACCUACUGGGUAGCGAUGCUGCUGCUCUAAUAUUCAACAGUAAAAAUGAAGACCUGAAUGCAGAGGAUGUAUACUCUCGACUGACCACACCAGUCUUUGGCAAGGGAGUUGCUUAUGAUGUACCUAACCCGGUGUUUUUGGAACAAAAGAAAAUGCUAAAAACUGGGCUGAAUAUAGCUCAGUUUAAACAACACAUACCUGUAAUUGAAAAAGAAACAAAGGAGUACUUCAAAUCCUGGGGAGACGGUGGAGAAAGAAAUUUGUUUGAAGCUCUUUCAGAGCUCAUAAUUUUGACAGCAAGUCAUUGUUUACAUGGGAAGGAGAUCAGAAGCCUACUCAAUGAGAAGGUGGCACAACUGUAUGCUGAUCUGGAUGGGGGAUUUACUCAUGCAGCUUGGCUUCUGCCAGGUUGGCUUCCUUUGCCUAGCUUCAGACGUAGAGACAGAGCACACAGAGAAAUAAAGAAUAUUUUCUAUAAAGUAAUCCGGAAACGCCGGCAAUCUGGGGACAGGGAGGAUGACAUGCUCCAAACAUUGCUGGAUGUUACCUAUAAGGAUGGCCGUCUGCUGACAGACGAUGAGAUUGCUGGAAUGCUUAUUGGGUUGUUGUUAGCAGGCCAGCAUACCUCUUCUACCACCAGUGCUUGGCUUGGCUUCUUUUUAGCUAGAGACAAAUCAAUACAGGAACAAUGCUAUGCAGAACAGAAGACAGUUUGUGGAGAAGACUUGAAGCCCCUAAAUUAUGACCAGCUGAAGGAGUUGAACAUGCUGGACCGCUGUCUAAAAGAAACUUUAAGGCUUAGACCUCCUAUAAUGACCAUGAUGAGAAUGGCCAGAACUCCCCAGACUGUUGCUGGCUAUACUGUUCCUCCUGGCCAUCAGGUUUGCGUAUCUCCCACAGUUAAUCACAGACUUAAGGAUUCUUGGAUAGAAAGUUUAGAAUUCAAACCUGACCGUUACCUCCAAGAUAACCCUGCAGCUGGAGAGAAGUUUGCAUAUGUGCCAUUUGGUGCUGGCCGUCAUCGUUGCAUCGGAGAAAACUUUGCUUAUGUUCAGAUUAAGACUAUUUGGUCUACUCUGCUUCGUGUAUAUGAAUUUGAUCUCAUCAAUGGAUAUUUUCCUACUGUAAACUAUACAACUAUGAUUCACACACCUCAUAACCCAGUUAUCAGAUACAAGAAGCGAUCACACUAAGUUUUGGAGACAAUUAUUUCUCUAUUUAAAUUGACGCAAUUAAAUGGUUAAUAGAAAAGCUGGUCCAUUGGAUGUGUAGUGUUAGAAAGUGAGGUUAAUUUAACCAUAAAAUGUGAAAUAGUUGUACACUACACAGUACUGUACAUUCUAAAUUAACCAGACACUUCUACUUGUGUAACAAUUUUAAGGUGGAUGCUGCAUAUCGGUAUAGUUGAAUCCAACUGGUCAGUCAAAUUUUAGGACAAAGGUCCUGAACAUCUAAUCUUUUUUUUUACAAGCUUAAAUUUUAAUGGGUGCUUCUAAAAAACCUAUUUUCCUUGAUUCAGCUACUUUAAGGGGCAAGACUAUGCUCUUAUGGAUAUCCAUGGGAACUGACACUGGUGUGUAUUUUAAUGUGAACAAGUUGGAACCUGCUCACUUUGCAGAAGUGAACACUUUCAUGAAAAUGCUCGAUAGUUCUUUAUAUAAAUGAACCAAAAAUUUGGGUUUUAAUUUAGAAAACCAUAACACUUUCAAAUGUGACAGGCGAUUUUAAGCCUCAUCUUGACAGUUUUUGAAGGGUCUGGAUUUUCAAAAAGGGCUGAACUGACCACUCUCUGAAAACUAAAUUAUGUAAAAUUAGGCAUCCAAAAUUAGUCACACUUGGAAGUCUUGGUUUCAGUGCAAAGAUUAGCAGUAGAACCUUACAGAUCCAGAAUUAAUACUUUAGAGUAAGCAGAGCAAGGCAGUUGUAUCCUAUGUAUAUCUGAGAAGUGUAGUUUAACUGUGUUCAUUUUGUAUUAAAAGUGAAUGAAAACUAGUGUGUACUACUAUAUUAACUAGAGUUGUAUGUCCAGUGUUUAGAAUGAUGUAGAGGGAAGAAUGGGUACUGUAUAGCAAUUUUUUUAAGUGCCUGCUGUUUGGGGGGACAAAGUCUUAAAGGGUUGGCUAUUACUAUUAAAUCUUAGCAACCACUGAAGCUGUCCACAAAGAGGCACAGCAAAUUAAUAAGGUUCUUCUCCUGUAAUUCACAUGGGAAUGGAUAACUUACUUCAGGACAGUUAAAUGUUGUACUUGUGUGGUGGAAAAUAGCUCUGACUUGCAGAAGUUUUUCAUUAAUUUAUAAAAAUUUGUGAAA
This is a messenger RNA of Dermochelys coriacea (leatherback sea turtle), 3568 nucleotides long. RefSeq names its product lanosterol 14-alpha demethylase. Lineage: Eukaryota; Metazoa; Chordata; Testudines; Dermochelyidae. The coding region runs from base 961 to 2451 and encodes 496 amino acids. The record is from RefSeq and is a predicted model, not a curated record. Gene Ontology annotation, molecular function: heme binding; iron ion binding; oxidoreductase activity, acting on paired donors, with incorporation or reduction of molecular oxygen. The transcript has 10 exons.